Messenger RNA from Trichoderma harzianum CBS 226.95, 5073 nucleotides. RefSeq lists its product as hypothetical. The coding region runs from base 1 to 5073 and encodes 1690 amino acids. Gene Ontology annotation, cellular component: fungal-type vacuole; fungal-type vacuole membrane. Gene Ontology annotation, biological process: transmembrane transport. The record is from RefSeq and is a predicted model, not a curated record. The transcript has 2 exons. Gene Ontology annotation, molecular function: ATP hydrolysis activity; ABC-type peptide transporter activity; ATP binding. NCBI's taxonomy places the organism in Eukaryota, Fungi, Ascomycota, Sordariomycetes, Hypocreales, Hypocreaceae.
AUGGGCUUUGCUCAAUGCUCAGAUCCGCUAUGGAACAUUGAUGACUUCAGCGGCUGCUUUCGCAGAGAUUACCUUGCUGUCCUCUUCCCGUUAAUAGUAAUUGCUAUUUCUCUCUUGCGCCUCGCUUGGUCCAACAUCGAUCGUAUCCGCAGUGCCAAAUCCAAGGGUUAUAGCUCCAUCUCUGCCCACGAUGCCGUACCCGACCACACAGCCAUCCCCCCCGACGCAGAAUCCGAAGACAGCAGCGAUGACGACGAUCUCGAGAUUAACGGCGGCCGCUUGGCUCUCGCCAAGGUAACUUCAAGGGGCUCUAUAGUCCAAGCCGACACCCCCACCGCUCAGCGCUUCUCACAAUUCGUCGAAGAGCUUGCUCUCAUUGGCCUGGUUGCGAUCAAUGCAUAUGCUCUCGUCACCGGUGCUUUUGGCCCCGACACCCACCUGGUUGCCGCUGCUGGUCUUACCACUUGGAUAUAUACUUUGAUUCUCGCAACACUGCGAGUUGCGCUGGGUACCUCCAAAUGGCGAAUCCCCUAUAUAUGGAACCACACCGCCACCAUUUACGGCUGCAAAUGGCUCUUCUCCAUCUUCAUCUUCCGCUCGGCCAUUCUCUACCCUUACUCCCGGCUCUCUCAGAUUCUCGUCGUCGUUGACUUUGCCCUCAACUCUUUGCUAUUCGGCAUUGCUGUCUCCACGCGAAAGGGCAACAAGACUGUCAAGUUGGAGUGGGAGGAUGGCAUCGAGCCCUCGCGCGAACCUCUGGCCAGUCUCUUUUCUAUUGCCACCUUUUCGUGGGUCGAUGCUAUUGUCUGGCAAGGUUGGAAGAAGCCCAUGGAGCUGGAAGAUGUUUGGAAUCUCCUCCCCAAGGACAAGUCCACGGCCAUUAUCGCCGAUUACAGGCUGAUGAAGAAGACCACUGCCCUUUCGUGGCACUUGCUCAAGUAUUUCCGCAGUCUGCUGUUCAUGCAAUGUGCAAUGGCAGCCGUCGCCGGUCUUUUCACUUUUGCCCCCACCCUGCUGCUCAAAGCUAUCCUCCAGUAUGUGGAACGUCCCGACGAGGCGCCUGUCAACGUUCUCUGGCUCCUCGUAAUUGGCCUCCCAAUUCUUGAUACGAUCCGCUCGUACUGCGAUGGAAUGGCCCUUUGGAUUGGCCGCAAGAUCUGUAUUCGCGUCCGUGCUAUUAUUGUGGGUGACAUUUACGCAAAGGCGCUGCGCCGAAAAGCUGCCGCCGGCAAAGACAAGGUUCUGCUCGGUGACAAUGCUAAAGCCGACAAGGAUAACGACGACGAGGGAAGCAAAGGCGUCGUCAGUAAAGUCAAGCGCGCUCUUGGUUUUGGUGGCAAGAAGCAGAAGAACGCUUCCAGCUCAGACGACACCGAAGCCGCCAAUACCUCCGAUUCCGUCAAGGCCAUCGCAGAGAAGGGAGGAGAUGAUGAACAGGCCAACCUGGGAACCAUUAUCAACCUCAUGUCGGUUGACAGCUUCAAGAUUGCCGAAAUCACCGCCUACCUGCAUUUCUUGUGCGCUUCAGCCCCCACCCAGCUGAUCGUAUCCGUUUAUUUGCUUUGGCAGGUUAUGGGUCUCAGCGCCAUUCCCGGUCUCAUUGUCAUGUUCAUCCUCCUGCCCGUAAACUACAUGCUCGCUCGUGGUUUCAACAUCACUUCCAAGAACAUUAUGGCUGCUACCGACAAGCGCAUAAAUGUGACCAACGAGAUUCUUCAAAACAUCCGCAUCAUUAAAUACUUUGCCUGGGAGCGUCGAUUCGGCAAGAUUGUGGAUGAGAAGCGUGAAGCCGAGCUCAAGGCUCUUCGCUCUCGAUUCCUUCUAUGGGCUUGCGCGGUUGCCAUCUGGAACUCGGUUCCCAUUCUGAUCACCUUCUUCUCUUUCCUGGUGUACACCCUGAUUGAGAAGAAGCCCCUGUAUCCCUCUGUUGCCUUCACAGCCAUUUCUCUUUUCAUGCUUCUUCGAGUUCCCCUUGAUCUCCUCGGCGACAUGUUCGCUCACGUCCAGGAAGCAAAGGUCUCCAUCGAUCGAGUUGAGGAGUACCUUUUGGAAGAGGAGACCGAAAAGUAUGAACAACUUGGAUUGGACAAUGUGGACGAAGAUGGCAAGAAACGCAUUGGCUUCAGGGAUGCUACUUUGAUCUGGGGUGCCAAAAACAGUGUGGCCGAAGAUGGUUCCAGGGCAUUCCGACUGCUUGACCUAGACAUUGACUUUCAGAUCGGCAAGCUCAACAUCAUCGCCGGCCCAACUGGAUCUGGCAAGACUUCUAUGCUCAUGGGUCUUCUUGGUGAGAUGACACUUGUAGAAGGCAGGGUAUUCUGCCCUGGCGGUCGCAGCCGAGAGGACGUCCGCCCCAACCCCGAGACUGGUCUUGCCGAUACAAUCGCUUAUGUCGCCCAGGCAGCCUGGUUGGUCAACGCUAAUAUCAAGGAUAACAUCAUUUUUGCCGCGCCGUAUGAUGAGCAAAGAUACAAGGACGUCAUUGUCGCUUGUGCUCUCGAGCGUGAUCUCGAAAUUCUCGAUCAUGGAGACCAAACGUUGGUUGGUGAGAAAGGUAUCACUCUAUCCGGUGGUCAGAAGCAGCGAAUCUCCUUGGCUCGUGCUCUAUAUUCAAACUCGGCGCAUAUCCUCUUGGACGACUGUCUUAGUGCUGUGGAUUCGCACACGGCUCAAUGGAUCUUUACCAACUGCAUCAAUGGCCCAUUGAUGAAGGGCCGCACCUGCGUUCUUGUUACCCACAACAUACAGCUUUGUGUUCCGUCAUCCGACUUCGUCGUCUUACUAGAGAACGGAAGGGUUGUAGCCCAAGGGCCUUCACAAGAGGUCAUCGCCUCCGGCAAGCUCGGCGAGGAAAUUCAGCGCUCUCGACCUGCUUCUCAUACUGCAUCUCGUAUCCCAUCUCGUGUACCAUCAAGCGUCGGCGAUGAGGAGACGAUGGUUAACAGUAACGGUGACGCCGCAGGCUCCACAGACGACUCCAAGAAGGAUAAAAAGGAACCGCCCAAGGGUCCUCCUGAAGAGACAAAGGCGACUGGAUCUGUCAAAUGGUCUGUUUUGCGCAUUUAUCUCUCUUCUAUGGGACCUUGGUGGUUCUGGCUUGUUGCUUUUAUGGUCUUUGGCAUGCAACAGCUCUCGACCGUUGCAACGAACAUCUGGGUUAGGGAGUGGGCUAACCAGUACAUCGAGGAGGAGAAUAUCAACAUUUCGCUAAGCUCCAUGCCACAUGCCUACGGUGCUGGAACUCUAUCUAAAGGCUCCUGGGCUUCUAUUGCCAGCUUGAGUGGCAUGCGUUCCUCGACAGAACCAGGUUUGCGCGUACUGGAUGAUCAGAUCACUCUUGGCCCGACUGCAGUACCACAAGUCAAUGUCCCAUAUUACCUCACUGGACUUGCCCUCAUUGGCGUGUUCGGUGCCCUGACCGCUCUGAUCCGAGACGUAUGGAUCUUUGUCGGUUCCUUGACUGCAUCCAGGCGAAUUCACGAUCGUCUCAUUCAAUCUGUGACCCGAGCCAAAUUCAAGUUCUUCGACGUAACCCCUCUGGGCCAGCUGAUGAACCGCUUUAGUAAGGAUCUCGAGGCUGUGGAUCAAGAGAUUGCACCCACAGCGAUUGGUGUAAUGGUCUGCGCUCUCUCUCUCGUCGUGACCAUUGUGUUGAUUUCAUUCAUCACUCCUGGCUUCCUCAUUGCCGCCUUCUUCAUUGCUAUCCUAUUCUAUGUUGUCGCCGCCUUCUACCUACGCGCAUCUCGCGAUCUUAAGCGUCUAGAGUCUGUCCAGCGUAGCCCGCUCUUCCAGCAGUUUGGCGAGACUCUUAGCGGUAUGACAACUAUCAGAGCUUACGGCGAUGAACGACGUUUCAUCCGCGACAACUUGGCCAAAAUCAACACUCAGAGCCGACCGUUCAUCUAUCUGUGGGCUUGCAACAGAUGGCUCGCAUUCCGAGCCGAUUUGCUCGGCAACUUCGUUUCCUUCUUCGCAGGCGUCUUCAUUAUUGUCAACCUGGGCAAGAUUGAUGCCGGUGCGGCUGGUAUCUCAUUGAGCUAUGCGAUGAACUUUACCGAAAACGUUUUGUGGCUUGUCCGUCAGUAUGGCAUGAACGAGCAAAACAUGAACUCUAUGGAACGUGUCAAGGAAUACCUAGAUGUUGAACAGGAAGCGGAACCGAUUAUCGAAGAUAACCGGCCGCCAAAGAACUGGCCUGCGGAGGGUGGUGUCGAGUUUGUCAACUACUCUACUCGAUAUCGCGCCGACUUGGAUCCGGUUCUCAGAGGCAUCUCGCUUAAGAUUAGCCCUAAGGAAAAGGUUGGCAUCGUGGGCCGAACUGGCGCAGGCAAGAGUUCGUUGACGCUGGCCAUUUUCCGUGCCCUUGAAGCUGACUCGGGAUCCAUUACGAUCGAUGGCAUCGAUAUCAGCAAGAUUGGACUCCAGGAUCUCCGAGAGAACAUUACCAUUGUGCCUCAAGACCCCACACUCUUCAUGGGUACCAUUCGAACAAAUCUUGAUCCCUUUGAUCAGUAUACGGAUGAAGAGGUGUUUGAGGCUUUGAGACGUGUUCAGUUAAUUGGCCAUGACGAGACGACCACCCCUGCAACCCCUACUGUUCAGGGCUCCGCUGAAGGAGAGAGCGCAGGGGGCUCAUCUGGUACCCGGACGCCGUCAAUUGCGACUAACAAGAACAUCUUCCUUGACUUGCAUUCCCCCGUUUCCGAGUCCGGCUCCAACCUCUCUCAAGGUCAACGACAGCUUCUGUGUCUGGCACGAGCCAUGCUGAAGAAGCCGACUGUCAUGGUCAUGGAUGAGGCUACAGCAUCUAUCGAUUACAACACGGACUCGAAGAUUCAAGAAACCAUCCGGGAACUUACUGGAACUGUGAUUACAAUUGCACAUCGUCUCCAGACUAUCGUGGAUUAUGAUAAAGUAUUGGUGUUAGAUAAGGGUGAAGUGGUUGAAUUUGAUCACCCGUGGGAGCUGAUUAACAAAAAAGACGGAACAUUUAGGAGUAUGUGUGAGACCAGUGGCGAUAUGGAUAUAUUAGUAAAAGCCGCAAAGAAGAAGUGGGACGAGGGUCACAACUGA